Molecule: messenger RNA, 418 nt
Organism: Dermatophagoides pteronyssinus (European house dust mite)
Lineage: Eukaryota; Metazoa; Arthropoda; Arachnida; Sarcoptiformes; Pyroglyphidae
Biological process (GO): regulation of G1/S transition of mitotic cell cycle; positive regulation of endopeptidase activity; regulation of proteasomal protein catabolic process
Cellular component (GO): proteasome activator complex; cytoplasm; nucleoplasm
Molecular function (GO): endopeptidase activator activity
Source: RefSeq, a predicted model, not a curated record
AAAUGAAAUUCUUCAUUUAUCAUUCAUUUUUUGUUAUUUUGGGAUUAUUUUUGGUCAUGAUGAUUCUAGAACCAACAAUGGCCAAUCCAAUACCAGAAAUUCAAUUAGCUGAUUCACCUGUAGCCGAUUCAUUUGAUUGUCCAUUAACAUCAUUAUGUAGAAAACAUUGUCAAGAAAAUGGUUUUAAAGAUGGUGUUUGUCAAGGUUUAUUGAAUAAAGAUUGUCGUUGUAUUGGUUGAUUUUUUUCUUUUUGGGAUAAAAAUUAACCGACAAUUAUUUUAGAAAAACUGAUGAAACAAACAAAUCUUAACCUUUAUUAUUAUCAUUAUUAACAGGUCAUUACUUUUAUUCUAUUUAAAUAUCAAAGAUGAAAAAAAUUAAAUAAAAUUAAUUGAAAUUACAUUCAUAAUUACAUUAA